AUGCCUUCGUCUUCCGUCAUGAUCGCACUUUUUAAGCCGUGGAAGCCGAAGGAGAGGUGGGCCGACGAGCAGGAACCUGUGUGCCACGGUCGUAGCGUAUCCUCCGAUAUGCCUGGUGUGACUGAAUUAGCCCAGCGCUUUGAGCGCAGCUCGCGCAGUGAUAGCGGAGAUACAGGAAGAACCACACCAAAAGCACCACCAAGAGUUGUCGUGAUAUCGAAACCUGGGCCAGAAUUCGUCUAUUCAUCCGACGAAUCGAAGGUUCGUCGUGUCGAAAGGCCCACCUACUCACCGUCUGAUCAGAAAUCCGUACUUUCUACUACUGUUGUGGACAUAGAACCUCCAGGAUUUCGAACAGUUCAACCUCACUACGUAGAGGAGAGAUAUCAACUAGAAGAACAGUACCGUUCCGUAAAGUCCUACACAGGCCCGAAAAAAGAAGGCUACGUUAAGCCUAGGGAAGUAGUCAUCCCAACGGUUGAAAAGAGAGAAACAAAAGAAUCCGCUAAGGAGACAGUCACUGGCCACACGGUAUUUUCUUCGCGUACGGAGCAACGUUCUUCGCCAACAGAUCAGCAACGCGAGCCUGAAAUUGAAGAAAUUCGUGGGGCAACUCCUGUUAGAAGUGUUGUGGAACAAUUUGAAAGCCGCAUAGAAGAAGAACGCAAGACGCCUGAGAGACGUCCCUAUCAGUACAAGGAAAAAAUCGAAGAGAUUACUACUCAUGAGAAGAGACCAUCUCUACCGGAAAGGGAAGUGUUCAUUCCACGGAGUGACUUACUUCCAUCACGGAAGACGUACACGGAAUCAAUCACUACAUCAAGGAAAUUGUCUGGAUCGGAUCGAGAACAGCCGUAUAGAGGAAGGAGAGAAAUAACAAGGGAAGAGGUCACCAGAGUUCCUCCGUACAAUGGCUUGCGCGAAACUCUCACCGAAGAGGUGAGCAGAGGCCAUCCGUACACUGAAACAAGGGAAGUCCGUCGUGAGGAAGUAGAGAGAAGCCUAACUGACUCAGAAGAGUAUAGACGUCGUACCCCACCCGAGAGGGAGAGGGUAGUUCCUGUGGAGAAAAUGGAGAAUGUACAGAAGGAGGACGUGACAAUGGAGACGAUGACAACGGAGAGCGUAAGAACGUUCCCUCGUGUCGUUGUGCCAAAACAGCGUUCGCCAACUCCUCCAAGAGCUGUUAAGAGUACGCUAGAGAUUGCUAAGGAAGAAUACAAGGAAGAAAAAAAGCAACCAGAGAAGCCUCCAAGGGAUUUCCGAGAAACGCUAACUGAAAGGAGUGAAAGAACUGAGAGAACUGAGACAAUGGAGACAACCGAAACCUACAAGAGGACCGGCAAAGUGGAAGAUACCACGAGAACACCAGCUUCAACGCCCGUUCCUCCUCUACGUCCUGUAACAGUGAGUAGAUACUUUUGGUUAGAAGUCUCACCUUCACUCAAGAAUCUUAUUUAG
Messenger RNA from Strongylus vulgaris, 1461 nucleotides. NCBI's taxonomy places the organism in Eukaryota, Metazoa, Nematoda, Chromadorea, Rhabditida, Strongylidae. The record is from the annotation of a GenBank genome assembly.